Molecule: messenger RNA, 3000 nt
Organism: Perkinsus marinus ATCC 50983
Lineage: Eukaryota; Perkinsozoa; Perkinsida; Perkinsidae
Exons: 15
Coding region: 1-3000 (999 amino acids)
Molecular function (GO): protein binding
Source: RefSeq, a predicted model, not a curated record
AUGAAGGAAGGCGUCAUUGGCGACUACGGCUUGCUCUAUGAUGGGACGGGGUACCCUACUGUGAGAGAGUAUUUAGUCACCGAGCUAAAGCCCUACGUCACCUACAGCUUCCGUCUCUAUGCGAGCAAUACAGUUGGAACAUCUAGACAGCUGGAGGCGUUCUAUACUGUCCAGAGCGAGAUCGGAGGCGAUCCGAGCUACCUCACUGGGAGCUCAUACACCUUCCCCCUACAACUCAGUGCUGGAAUCGCCGAUCAUCAACUUCGCAUACAAGGUGUCCACCCGAUAACAGGGGCACUGGAGUACCUUGGUGGUAACUGCCUGAUUAGUGAAGAUUCCACCUGUCUAUCAGGUCGUAUGUUCGUCGCGUAUCUCGAGCCCGUCUGUGAAGUGGAUGUAGCCAAGGCGUUAUGCGAGCCUGUUUCUGAGGCCAAUCCAAGGUGGACGUUACCACGCUAUGAUACUACGGAAACACCCUCGUGGUGGCGGCCUAUACGAGCCACCGACUUGGGCAAUGGACAGUAUGACGUAACGGUUACUGGUUACCGUCCUGGAAAUUAUUCCCUCAUCUUGCAAGCCCUAUGGCAGUAUGGUCUGUUUGGGAACUACUGGGAUAACUCUAUCUACUUGGGUUCGCCCAUAGAAUCGAGAGUAGAUCCUGUUAUCGACUUCAACUGGGAAGCAGGCUCAGUGACGCGUUGGUCUCCCGACUUCGUGUCCGUGAGGUGGACUGGUUUCAUUGAGGCGGCUUACAACGAUACGUACACCUUUUACUGUGAGAUUGCUGAUGCUAAUGACAACUGCCGUAUUUGGCUCGACGGCAUCCUUAUAGCGGAGCGAUGGUUCGAGGACGGCAAGGAGGUUAUCGUCGAUAAAACCGCAUUGUCCGAGAAAAUUGACGUGUCCUAUUUGAAUGGCCAGCCGAACAGCAUCGCUCUAAGAACUGGCGAGCUCUAUCCGAUCCGAGUCGAUUAUCGAGAGCGUACGGACUCGGCUUCUAUUAGGUUGCUCUGGAGUAGCAGUGUAUGGCAGGGGAAGGAGGUUGUUAGCAGCAAGUAUCUUCACCGUGGUGCAUAUCUCGAGGAUGCACCGUUCCCUAUUGUGGUUGGUCCUGGUACGCCUUAUGGCCCUAAAAGCGUCGUCAAAGCUGAUGGCAACGAGCUGACCCGUCCGAUUGCAUCUAAAAAACCUACACUGUAUGUGCAGACCCGUGAUGUGAUUGGUAACGACUGCGACACCUUCUACUCCGACACUGUGGUCCUGGCCUCACUCACACCAACGAACCCCGACAGUUAUUGCCAGACCCAACCUCUAGGCGUUAUGGGUGAGCCGAUGGUUACCAUGGGCAGUGGAGGAAACGGUGUUUACGUGGUCGAUGUGGUAUUGAUAGGAUGUGGCCAACACAACUUGAGUAUCACGGUGAACGGUCUCCAUGUUGAAGGCUCUCCCUUCGCUAUAGACAUCCAGAGAGGAACGGUAUCGGCAUUCCAAGUCGUUGCCAACGGGACGGCAACUACACAGUUCCAAGUUGGUAUACGGUCCUAUAUCGACUUGAUCCUUCGCGAUGCUGUAGGAAACCCUGCUUCAGUCGAGAGCCUGGACCCCACACGUCACCUUGAAGCGGUCCUUACCUGGCUGUCUCCUCACGACCGUUUGAAUCUACACCCACAACUGCCAAGCCCACCGGCUAAUACCACUUUCUGUGACAACUUUACGUGGAGUGAUUGGCGUACCAGUUGUGGCGAUUUUGAGUUUCUCGAGGACUUCCUUUAUUUAUCCAAUAUGUUUCCAGUGUCAAUUCAGCCUGUGGUGGAGUCAGUCGACUCUAACUUGAGCUUGAUUCGUCUGGCCUUCACAUCGUACAGAGCCGGGCCGAGUGUUUGGAUGGUAUCAAUCAAUGAGACGCGUAUCCGAGGCCCUAUGGUUUCUAGUCCGGAUAUUGCUCGCUCUGGAGUGCUAGACACCAUUGAGGCGCGUGAGAACUAUGGCUGGUAUGCGUGGGGUCUACCAGAGACAGAGGCUUACGGUCCUUUGAGCAUCAUCCGGCAUGCGGAUCUCCACCAUCUUCGGACGAGCCCUAUAUUGGCCAAUGUGACCAACAUCACCCUCACUGUGCUACUCCGAGAUCGAUAUGGCAACAUCCUGUCUGUUGAUACGGGACAAUCUGUGACCAUCCGGAUCAGGACACCAGUUGGGGUCUCUGAUAAAGCAUGUUCCUACGUUGGUGAUGGACAGUUCUUAUGCAGUAUUAUCCCAACGGUAGCUGGUACGUCAGAAGAACUCAGUGUAGAUGUCGAUGGUUUGCCGGCUAGUGUUGUGAUGGGCGAUGCACCCAUCGGAAGUCAAUGCUACGGGCCAGAGCCUUGCAAUACCGAUCAGGGACGGCCAGGUGUGUGCGAUUGUCGACAAGAACUAGUCCAAGGUCCCCACUUGAUCACAGUUCGUCCUUCAAUACCUCGAGGCUUCCACUCUACGGUAGAGUGUUUCUAUUGCCUUACGUACCAAAGCAAUUUAGUGGCGGGCGGAGGGCCAUAUGAAGCGCUCGUGACACUUCGUGACUCAGCCGGCAAUGUUGUUGUUGAUCGCGAAGAGUAUAUAUCAGAAAGCAUACCUUUCUCCUCACGUGUUAAGGUGAGAGCUCGUAUCGGAAGUGUUUGGAUGGAAGAUGAAGUCGUCAAUAGCAAUGGCAGUGUGACCGUUAUGCUCGGGAGAUCGAUAGACUUCGAGUGUUCGUGGGGAUCGGUUGUAGAACGCAAAGCGAGGAGAGUCUUCCGGUCGACUCAGACGUGUGCGAGGAAGUACACCAACAGACGGGAUAACACGUCUGCUGUCACUAAUGAAACACUCCGUCCGCAAAGGGCAGGCUUAUGGGAAGUUGUGGUCACACAAGUAGUCCCUGGGGGCUCACUAGUGACUGUUUAUUCUACUCCCGGAGGUGGUGACAGUGCGAUGAUAGAUGCCUUCCAAUCGGCUUAUAACCUUGAUGAGGAACUGAUGUAA